Molecule: messenger RNA, 672 nt
Organism: Trichomycterus rosablanca
Lineage: Eukaryota; Metazoa; Chordata; Actinopteri; Siluriformes; Trichomycteridae
Gene: cldn26
Product: claudin 26
Exons: 1
Coding region: 1-672 (223 amino acids)
Biological process (GO): bicellular tight junction assembly; cell adhesion
Cellular component (GO): bicellular tight junction; plasma membrane
Molecular function (GO): structural molecule activity
Source: RefSeq, a predicted model, not a curated record
AUGGUUCUUCUGACUAUUAAAACUGUUCAAAGAGUGUCACUCUUUGUAGCGUUUGGAGGCCUGGUAACAACCUUCAUCACCACCUUUUUGCCUCUCUGGAAGACGAUGAACUCGGAGUUGAACGAGAUGGAGAACUGGUAUGAGGGUCUGUGGCACACCUGCAUCUUUACUGAGGAGGUUGGGUUGCAAUGCAAGGCUUUCGAAUCUCUACUCACCCUGCCUCCGGUCACGCUUGUGUCAAGGAUUCUCAUGUGCGUUUCCAUCGCAAGUGGGUUCCUCGGCGUUUUGGCAGCGUUUUUCGGACUUGAAGGAGUCGAGGUUGGCGCAGGCAGAGAGAGGUUGAAAAGAAACCUUCUUAUCCUGGGUGGCGUGCUCAUUCUGGUGUCAGGGAUGACCACGUUGGCUCCCGUCUCACUUAUAGCAUAUGUGAUGGUCCUGGAGUUCUGGGAUGAAGGUCUGCCGGAUGUGAUGCCACGCUGGGAGUAUGGUGAGGCCAUGUUUUCUGCCUGGUUCUCAGGACUCCUGCUGGUUAUUGGUGGCUCGUUUCUGUUUGUAGCGGUGUGUAUGGGUGACCAUCAAGCCAAACAGCAAAGGAAAAUCUCCUGUUACAAUCACACACUGCAACAUCAGACUCUCGGCAGACAGAACUACUCAAAAACUGAGAUUUUGUAA